AUGGCCCUAACAGAACCCGCUGCAGGAAAUGGCCCAAAAAGGACCCGGCUGCAGGGAAUGGCCCUAACAGAACUGGCUGAAGGGAAUGGCCCUAACAGAACCGACUGCAGGAAAUGGCACCAACAGGACCCGGCUGCAGGGAAUGGCCCUAACAGAACCAACUGCAAGAAGUGGCCCCAACAGGAACUGCUGCAGGGAAUGGCCCUAACAGAUCCCCUGCAGGAAAUGGCCCCAACAGGACCCGGCUGCAGGGAAUGGCCCUAA
This is a messenger RNA of Pelobates cultripes (western spadefoot toad), 264 nucleotides long. The record is from the annotation of a GenBank genome assembly. Lineage: Eukaryota; Metazoa; Chordata; Amphibia; Anura; Pelobatidae.